GAAAGUUUGUCUCUUUUCUUGCUGUCUCUCUUACAACAAGGGUAAAUGUGUCUUCCCCUCCUCUCCUGGAUGAUCCCCUGCUAAAUGCCAUUGGAGAAAAAUACAACAAGACAGCAGCCCAGGUGGCCCUGCGCUUCGGCAUUCAGCGUGGAGUGGUGGUCAUUCCAAAAAGUUUUAACCCAGAGCGUAUUAGAGAAAACUUCCAGAUCUUUGACUUUUCCCUCACGGACGAGGACAUGAAAGAUAUAGAAGCUCUGAACAAAAAUGUCCGCUACGUGGAACUGUUAAUGUGGAAAGACCAUCCUGAGUACCCUUUCCAUGAGGAGUACUGAAAAUACGGCACGUCCAAGAGCAUACACUCAAUUGUAGCACUCUCAGCUAAUAUCUUAUACGUUUGUAUCUAGUAGUAGUUCUUAAGUCAUGUAACCCAGUCCAACCCUUAGUGCUGCAUCUUACCUAGGAAAUAUAGAAAAUAAAGCAAUUCAGAAAAAUAUUUCAAAACCUAGUGUGCAAAUGCAGCUAAAUUAAAACUUUAACAGAGGAAAA
This is a messenger RNA of Python bivittatus (Burmese python), 546 nucleotides long. The record is from RefSeq and is a predicted model, not a curated record. Lineage: Eukaryota; Metazoa; Chordata; Lepidosauria; Squamata; Pythonidae.